UAAAAUUAUGAUUAUAAUAAAAUGCAUUUUUUCCGGGUUUGGUCUCCAGGAAAAGCCCUCAAAUAGACGAACAUUACGAGGGUCGUGUUUGGAGAGAAAUGGCGUCGAAUGCAGCAGCCCCAUUUUGGAGAUCGGCGGGGAUGACUUACAUAACAUACUCAAAUCUAUGCGCCAAUCUUGUUAGGAACUGCCUUAAGGAACCUUACAAAUCCGAAGCCCUCUCUCGGGAAAAGGUCCACUACUCCAUCAGCAAGUGGGUUGAUGCCAAACCUCAGAAACCCACCAUCCGCUCCGACACCCCGGAAGAUUGAAAAUAAGGUUGCAUCUCAGGCAUUGUCUCUUGUCGAGUGUCUUUGUACUGCCUUGGCACUAUACAGAGUGCAUGUCUGCUGGAGGUUGAUUUGGGACAUUUUGUCUUUGAAUAAUAUAGCAAAUAGACUUUAGUCCUUUCUGUUGGAUGCAGUUGAUAUAAUUUGUCUUGUGUUAUGUUGAAUCUUUUAUUGUUUUGAAAUCCAAGUGAAUCGACGAUCACAAGUUUGCAAUAAUGCCUAAAGGGAGAGCCUAGUCCUAGGGAGAAUUGCUCAAAAAAGGAUAUGCAAAGUCAAAUAAGAAGAAUGUCAAUGAUGUGGAAGACAGCUAAGAUAGGCUUGUUUUAAUUACUAGAUACCAAGCCAUAUCAUUGUUUUUCUUUUAAACUAAUUAGUAAUCAGUGUUUGACAGGUUUGUCUCUUGAAUUGGUCUUAUCAUCAUUCCAGAAGCUGAAUUUUUGGCAA
Molecule: messenger RNA, 773 nt
Organism: Capsicum annuum
Lineage: Eukaryota; Viridiplantae; Streptophyta; Magnoliopsida; Solanales; Solanaceae
Product: ATP synthase subunit epsilon, mitochondrial
Exons: 2
Coding region: 99-311 (70 amino acids)
Biological process (GO): proton motive force-driven mitochondrial ATP synthesis
Cellular component (GO): mitochondrial inner membrane
Molecular function (GO): proton-transporting ATP synthase activity, rotational mechanism
Source: RefSeq, a predicted model, not a curated record